Bolinopsis microptera is the source of this 495-nucleotide messenger RNA. Its product is annotated as cell death-inducing p53-target protein 1 homolog. The transcript has a single exon. Lineage: Eukaryota; Metazoa; Ctenophora; Tentaculata; Lobata; Bolinopsidae. The record is from RefSeq and is a predicted model, not a curated record. Bases 1 to 495 code for a protein of 164 amino acids. Gene Ontology annotation, molecular function: zinc ion binding.
AUGGCAGCACCGAUGCCACCAUAUGGAGAAAAAGGAGAAGCCCCACCACCUUACUUCAACUUGCCAGCGGCAGUACAAGCGGCACCAAACCCAGGACCACCACAAGGCCAGUACCCGCCGCAGGGCCAGUACCCGCCGCAGGGCCAGUACCCACCGCAGGGCCAGUACCCGCCGCAGGGCCAGUACCCACCGCAGGGUCAGGCCCCACCGGCUGCCCAGGCCCCACCGGCUGCCCAGGCCCCAGUUGUUGUGAUAGCUACUCAGCCGGCAAACUUCGGCAAAUACCCUAUGAACAUGACCUGCGGAAACUGCCAUGCUAAGAUUCAGACGUCAGUGCGCUACGAAGUUGGAACACUCACUAUCUUACUUUGCUUUGUUAUAUUUCUUUUUACCGGUAUAUGUUGCUUCAUUCCUUUCCUCAUUGACGACUGUAAAGAUGCAAUACAUCAUUGCCCUUCAUGCAAUACCACAGUCGGGCGUAAAGAUGGAAUUUAA